AUGCAUGAAGAUGAUGCUCCACUGGCUGCUUCUUCAUCUUCUCCGGCGUCUCUAGCACAGAAAGAAUCAAAAAUACCUGGAUCUACGAUUUCCUCACCCACAGCUGUUCAUCCUCAAACUACGACCGCAGACAGUCUGGUCCACAGCAUCAGAAGCAAGUUUCUAAAUGAGCUUCACAAAGUCCCAUUACCGUCCUGGGCUACAGCAGCGCUCGGCUUCAUCACAGUCUUCAUCGUCCUCAGCUGCUGUCUGUGCAUCUUCAGGAAGAUGAUCUUUAAGAAGAAAAAGGAAAAAGGAGGGAAAGAGAAAAAUGAAAAGAACGACAUCAACAUGUCUAACGUGAAAGAGGAGGGAACAAAACAGGCUGUUCAUCACACCACUGAUUCUGAUGCCAAAGAAGAAGACUCAGAGUCAAAAGAGGCUCAGAAACUGGGAAAACUUCUUUAUACCCUUGACUACAACUUCACUGACAGCACGUUAAUUGUAGGUGUGAUUCGGGCUGAAGGGCUUGCUGCUAUGGACAUGAGUGGCACUUCAGAUCCAUACGUUAAAGUUUACCUCCUCCCCGACAAGAAAAAAAAGUUUGAGACUAAAGUUCAUCGCAAAACACUCGAGCCGACUUUUAAUGAACACUUCACCUUUAAGGUACCGUAUGCAGAGCUCGGAGGGAAGACGCUGGUCAUGACGGUGUACGAUUUCGACCGUUUCUCCAAGCACGAUGCGAUCGGGGAUGUGAGGCUGCAGAUGAAUAAGGUGGACUUCAGCCAUCUUACUGAGGAGUGGAGAGACCUGCAGAAAGCUGAGAAAGAGGAGCAAGAGCGGUUAGGUGAUAUUUGCUUGUCUCUGCGCUACGUACCUACGGCUGGAAAGCUGACCGUGGUCGUUCUGGAGGCCAAAAACCUCAAAAAGAUGGAUGUGGGUGGACUCUCGGACCCGUAUGUGAAAAUCCACUUGAUGCAGAACGGCAAAAGACUGAAGAAAAAGAAAACCACGAUUAAGAAGAACACACUGAACCCAUAUUACAACGAAUCAUUCAGCUUUGAAGUGCCAUCUGAGCAGAUUCAGCGCCACUGGUCAGACAUGCUGGCCAAUCCAAGAAGACCCAUCGCCCAAUGGCACGCGCUUAAACCUGAAGAGGAUGUGGACGCCGAACUGAUAAAGAAGUGAAG
This is a messenger RNA of Danio rerio (zebrafish), 1169 nucleotides long. RefSeq names its product synaptotagmin Ib (gene syt1b). Gene Ontology annotation, cellular component: membrane. NCBI's taxonomy places the organism in Eukaryota, Metazoa, Chordata, Actinopteri, Cypriniformes, Danionidae. The record is from RefSeq and is marked provisional.